AUGAAGUAUAAACCACAGAAGAUUGAAUUUAAUACUCCAACAGAGUUAACAAAUGUUCAAGAUAAAAACUAUACCGUAAAUAUAUUCAAUCGUCCAAAGAUAUUAAAUUCUGGUAAAGAAUUAAUUAACGAUGAAGAAGAUGGAUUGCUUUACACAAUUAAAUUCGAUAAAGAAACAAACAAACCAAUCAUCUCAUUAUUACAUAGUACUGGUACAAGUGAUACUGCUCUCAUUCCGACUCUCAAAUGUUUAAUCGUUCCAAACAGAGAAAACAUGGAUAAACCCAAGAUUAUAAUUAACUCUCAUUCCAAAGAAAAACAAUUCAAAUUAAUUCUCGAUACUGGAAGUAAUGUUAGUUUAAUCAAUAAGAGGUUGAUUUUAAAAGAUAUGAAGAACCACGUUCUAGAACAUUCGAAGAAUAAAAAAAAAUUUUCAAAAGAAAAGUAA
Dictyostelium discoideum AX4 is the source of this 447-nucleotide messenger RNA. RefSeq lists its product as hypothetical. NCBI's taxonomy places the organism in Eukaryota, Evosea, Eumycetozoa, Dictyosteliales, Dictyosteliaceae. Gene Ontology annotation, biological process: proteolysis. The record is from RefSeq and is a predicted model, not a curated record. Gene Ontology annotation, molecular function: aspartic-type endopeptidase activity. The coding region runs from base 1 to 447 and encodes 148 amino acids. The transcript has a single exon.